GCGGGACUUUGCCGAGCGCCGGGACCGCGAUCGCUCCGUCCCGCUGCGGUCUCGCUCCGCGCGGCUCGGCUCGAUCCGCAGCGGCAGCGUUUGGCUCGGCUCGGCUCGGCUCGAUCCGGAGCGGUGCCGCUCGGCUCAGUUCGGCUCGGUUUGAUUCGGGGGGGCUCGAUCCGGAGCGGCUCGGCUCGGCUCAAUCCGGAGCAGUGCCGCUCGUUUUAGUUCGGCUGCUCUCGAUCCGGAGCGGUUCCCCUCGGCUCGGUUCGGUUCGGCUGCUCUCGAUCCGGAGCGGUGCCAGGUACCGGGCUGCUGCUCUGGGGCUCGGCCAUACACGGGGCUCCCCAGCAUGGCUGCAGCGCUGUCGCCAAGAGGAAUGCUGAAAAGAAGGGGCUAAUGAGCACCAGAGAGGGAGGAUCUAUAACUUCCAGAUGGCAAUAAGAUUGUAAUCCCUUUGGGAAGAAUUAGGGACUCAUCAGCGCAGCAGAGCCUGGAGAGGGGAGCAAAGCACAACACCUCCGGCUCCGGGAGCACUGCGAGAGGCCAAGGACGCCUCGAUGUCGCCUAUGCUGGCCACUCUGCCCCGAGCUGCCUGGCUUUGUCCCGCAGGGCCCCGGUGCUGCCAGGAGCCCGUCCCUGAGCACUGAACUAUUUCUCAUUCUAAUUGAUCGCAUAUUCUUCAACCAAACCCCAUUUGAGUCCUGCUCCUCCCAAGGCAGAAAGGAACUUUGGCCCUUAACAGAAAGACUUCUUCCUUCUGCUUUUUAUGUCCCGUGGGAUUGUAAAGCAUCUUUCUCGCUGGAUUUCACUUCUCAUCGAGGUGCGUGUUGAGGAAUUACAGGCUUAUUCCCAUGGCUUUAUAAACUGCUGGGAUCCGAGGGUCUCUGCCUUCUGCGCCGCUGCCGUUCCCACCUGUCCGUGAUGGGACGAGAGCAGGAGCUGAUCCAGGCCGUGAAGAACGGGGACAUACCGAGCGUGCAGAAGCUGGUGGCCAAGAUCAAGGCGUCCAAAAGCAAGCUCCUGGGAUCUGCCAAGCGCCUCAACGUGAACUACCAGGAUGCGGAUGGGUUCUCAGCACUGCACCAUGCAGCGCUGGGCGGCAGCCUGGAACUCAUCUCGCUGCUGCUGGAGGCGCAGGCCACCGUCGACAUCAAGGACAGCAACGGGAUGCGGCCCCUGCACUACGCAGCCUGGCAGGGGCGUGUGGAGCCGGUGCGGGUGCUGCUGCGCGCAGCUGCCUCUGUCAACAUGGCCUCCCUGGACGGGCAGAUCCCGCUGCACCUCUCGGCACAGUACGGCCACUACGAGGUGUCGGAGAUGCUGCUGCAGCACCAGUCCAACCCCUGCCUCAUCAACAAGGCGAAGAAAACCCCCCUGGACCUGGCCUGCGAGUUCGGGCGGCUGAAGGUGGCCCAGCUUCUACUCAACAGCCACCUCUGCGUCGCCCUUCUGGAGGGACAGUCCAAGGAUGCCACUGACCCCAACUACACCACCCCACUGCACCUGGCAGCCAAGAACGGGCACAAGGAGAUCAUCAGGCAGCUGCUGAAGGCUGGCAUCGAGAUCAACAAGCAGACGAAGACGGGCACGGCCCUGCACGAGGCUGCGCUUUAUGGCAAAACAGAGGUGGUGCGGUUGCUGCUGGAGGGUGGUGUUGAUGUGAACAUCAGGAACACCUACAACCAGACAGCGCUGGACAUCGUGAACCAGUUCACCACCUCUCACGCCAGCAAGGACAUCAAGCAGCUGCUGAGAGAGGCAUCAGGAAUCCUGAAGGUCCGAGCUUUGAAGGAUUUUUGGAACCUCCAUGACCCAACUGCUCUCAACAUCCGGGCAGGAGAUGUCAUCACGGUCCUGGAGCAACAUCCAGACGGGCGAUGGAAGGGGCACAUCCACGAUGCUCAGAAAGGCACCGAUCGGGUCGGGUACUUCCCCCCGUCCAUCGCUGAGGUCAUCAGCAAGCGAACAGGCACGGUUGUCCCUCGCAUGGCACCCGCGCAGCAGCGCCAGGGUCCCCCCCACGGUGGGCAGCAGCUCCUCCCCGACGAGUGUCCUCACCCAACAGCCCCAAGCGGCCCCGCGGGCUGUGGCCACCUCACCCUAACCCGGACGGCCCCAGGCCCUGACAGCGCAGCAGGAGACAGGAACAGCGUGGGCAGCGAGGGCAGCAUCGGCAGCAUCCGCAGCGCCGGCAGCGGCCAGAGCACCGAGGGCACCAACGGGCAGACCAGCAUCCUCAUCGAGAAUGCCAGGCCGUUGCCCUCCCCCGGCGACGAUCUCCAGCAGCACCUUCUGGGCUCGGAGCCGCGCAACGGGCAGCUGACCCCCACGGCAGGGCCACCGGGCCACCAGAUCCCAGGCAGCUGCCCCCUCGGAGACAAGGUCUUCUCCCACCAGUUCUUGCGGCCUGAACAGCUCCUCGAGGGGAAGGACGCAGAAGCCAUUUACAACUGGUUGAGCGAGUUCCAGCUGGAGUCCUACACCGCCAACUUCCUCAACGCUGGCUACGAUGUCCCCACCAUCAGCCGCAUGACCCCAGAGGACCUGACGGCCAUCGGUGUGACCAAGCCAGGCCACAGGAAGAAGAUCUCCACGGAGAUCGGGCAGCUCAGCAUCGCCGAAUGGCUGCCCAACUACAUCCCGGCUGACCUGAUGGACUGGCUCAGCGCCAUUGGGUUGCCCCAGUACCACAAAAAGCUGGUGAACAACGGCUACGACUCCAUCACCAUCGUAACAGAUCUAACAUGGGAGGAUCUGCAAGAGAUCGGCAUCAACAAGCUGGGCCACCAGAAGAAGAUCAUGUUGGCCGUUAAGAAGCUCAGAGAUCUGCGCAAAAGCCUAAACCAAGCAGAAGCAAGUGUGACAAGUCGCAAAGUCCCUGGUGCCCUGGAUAUUGUCACCAUCGAGUCACUGGAGAACGGGGAGUGCCAGACCCCGCUCACUCCCAAAAUGACAACCUUCCAGGACAGCGAGCUCAGCUACGAGCUCCAGACAGCCAUGUCCAACAGCUGCCACGAGACGUUGGGCAUCAAGAGCAGCCAGGGGAUGUCACGGAGCCAGGAGAGCAUCGGGGUGCGGUCCCGGGGCUCAGGGCACUCACAGGACAACGUGCUGUCCCGGCACCUCUCCAGCCCCUCGCAGGAGAGCCUGGGCAGCGGGGAGAGCAGCAGCAGCAGCGGGCAGUCCUGCGCACCGCCCCGCAGCAAGGAGAGCCCAGCCGGCCUGCCGGGAUGGCCCAGCCCCGAGCCCUACGGGAAGGCUCCCUCUCCCGAGGGGCUGAACGGCUACGCCAAUGGCGGCGGGAGCCCUCUCAAGGAGAGGAACCUGCCUGAAGGCACAGAGCAGCACGCCCGGCCCGUGGCUCAGAAAGGGGCCGGGUCACCGGCGGGCACCCCCUGCACUACCCCCGAGACCCCCGGCAAGGUGACAGCCCCGUACGUCUUCAUGUACCCCCACGUCUCCUUGAAAUCCCCAACAGCCCCUUCCCUCCGAGGAGCGGAGCAGCCCAAGGCCCUGGCGCACCCGUACAGCUCCAUCUCCCCCGGACAGAAGAGCAGCCUGCAGGCAUCGGCCCAAAAAGCCUUCUCCUACCUGCACAGCCAGUGCGGCCCCGCAGAGCCGCCCGCCGCGGCACCCACGGCAGCACCGAGCACCUGGCAGCCUGGGGAGCCGCACAGUGGGGGCGAGGGCAUCAAGCACAAGAAGCGUUCGCACAGCCUGAACCGCUACGCGCUGUCGGACGGGGAGCACGAGGAGGAGGAGGGGGUGCCCACCAGCACGCUGGGCUCCUACGCCACACUGACGCGGCGGCCGGGCCGCAGCCAGACACCACGGGGCUGCCUGCAGGCAGACGCCAAGGUGACGCGCAGCCAGUCCUUCGCCAUCCGGGCCAAGCGCAAGGGCCCUCCGCCACCACCUCCCAAGCGCCUCAGCUCCGUCUCCAGCGCCCUCGCCGUGGAGGCAGACAGCGAGCAACCUCCUGAUCCUGAGCGGCCACCUGCUGCGCCCCAGGACGUGGCCGAUGCGGGUGCCAGCCCCGGUGACACUGGACACAGCAGGACAGUGAGAAGCCUGGCAGCUGCACUGGAGGGGACACCGGGGACAAGUCCAGCCAAGCCCCUCCUGGCCCCAAAACCACUGUCCGUGGCUCAGGACUGUGUCCCCAGGGCAGAUGGGGACAAUGAAUCCUACGAUGGUGGUGACAAUGACAGUGCCACAAUUUCAGAGGCCAGCAGGGACCCCUUUGAGAGCAGCAAGCCCCGGAGACGGACAGUCAGCGAGCCUAGCGCUCCCAUGACAGAGGCUGCACAGCACAGGCAGGAGGACGCCUGCUCGGACACGGAGGAGGAGGCCAAGCCAGGGGUUUCCUCUUCAUCCUCCCAGAACAGCUCCAGCGAGUGCAUCCCCUUUGCAGAAGAAGGCAACUUGACCAUCAAACAGCGGCCGAAGCCUGCCGGGCACCCCAAGGCUGACGCGGCUGUGCUGGAGGCAGAGCCCGGUUCCCAGCCGGCCGAGCCCCCCUGCUCCGCUGGGAAAGAGCUGGCAGUGCCCACUGCCGCCAAGGAGCCGCCUUUGCUGGAGUUCAACCUCACCGAGUCGGACACGGUGAAACGCCGUCCGCGCUUCAAGGAGCGGGAGCCGCUGCAGGCGGUGCUGAAGGCAUUCGGCGAGGCGGGGGCCGGCCCUGCGCCCCAGUACGCCCAGGCGCAGGCGGUGAGCAUCGCGGGCCCCGCUGUGCCGGCAUCACGGCCCGCACUGGCCACUGACGCCUUUGACGAUGACACCAUGGAGUUCAGGAUUGCUGAGAUAGAGAAAAGCAUCUUGUCGCUGGAAAAGGGGAUCAGGAAGGCACCGAACCCCACCAAAUCCCCUGGCCCUGCGGAGCUGCUCGGCACCACCGUGGUGAGGACGCCUGCUCCAGGUAUGUGGGCUUGUGGGGGUCUCCAGGGUGGUGGUGGUGCCCGAGGCUCCCUCCUGCCUGCUGGGCUGGUAUGGGAGGCGAGGAGGAUGUGUCCCAUCACGUGCCACAAGUCCUCUUCCUUUGCAGAUGUCCCCAAGCACACCUCUGUGGCAUCCACCAAGCUUGUCUUCUCCGGGCCCAAGACCAUCUACCAGCAGGUCCUGCAGCCGUCCCGCCACACUGUGGCUCCCUGGGCCACCCAGGCGGUGCCGGAUGUGGUCGGACCCCUGGCUGGUCCUGGCUCGCUGGCGCUGGAGGCAGGCAGCAAGGUGUCGGCCAAGGCUUCGGUGGCUGUGCCGGGAGCCGGGCUAGCCCAGCAGCGGCUGGAGCAGAGCAGCUCCACGUUGGCUGCCACACUGCAGGUGGCCAAGAAGAUGACAGUGGAGGAGCUGGAGAGCCACCCUGGGGCAGUGCACUCUGCCAAGAACAUCCUGGAAGACAUCAGCAACAUGUUCGAUGACCUGGCUGACCAGCUGGACGCGAUGCUGGACUGAGGCUCUCUUGCUCCCUCCUUCCCCUCCCGCCUCCGGCUGC
Cuculus canorus (common cuckoo) is the source of this 5488-nucleotide messenger RNA. RefSeq names its product CASK interacting protein 2 (gene CASKIN2). The record is from RefSeq and is a predicted model, not a curated record. The coding region runs from base 916 to 5448 and encodes 1510 amino acids. Gene Ontology annotation, molecular function: protein binding. Lineage: Eukaryota; Metazoa; Chordata; Aves; Cuculiformes; Cuculidae. The transcript is spliced from 20 exons.